GGCCGGUUUCAACCUCGUUCCGGCGCUCGUAAUCCGAGUCCUUGCGUUGACGGGCCGGGAAGCGCGUCGGGCCGCUUUCCCCCGCUCAGCUCCGAUGGAAUGCAAAGCCAAACGCGGACCUUUGUGGGGAGGGAGGGGGCAAAGGGAAGAAAGGGAGCGGGGAUGUCCAAAGCAUGCGGAGGGAGAGGGAGAGGCGCUCGCUCGGGGCCUGCCUGCCGCAGACGUCGGGAAGCCAUGCAGACGGGAGCGUCCGCAUUGCCCCCCCCCACCCCCACCCCCUCGUCGAUUUGUAUAUGAAAACAUAGUGCUUUUUCUUUCUCCCCCUACACAAGCCCCCACCCCUCGACGCUCCCCCUUUCCGCUUCUCGUUGAGUGAUCAGCUGAUGAAGAGACUAGCAGCUCGCUGCUAUGCGGGCUUGCUAAUUCUCUCCCCCGCCGCCGCCGCCGUUGCCGCCGCCGCCGCCACCGCGCUGGAUCCCGCAGACCGCGCUCAGCCGGAAGCCGGCGGGAAGAUGGAGGCUCUGGACCGCGGCGACCCGAGGAAGCGCAAACACGACGAAGGACGCGACAAGGAGCCGCCUCUGCCGGCGGCGGCGGCGGCGCACGACGGCAGAGGCGAAAAAGUCAAACGGAAACGAGGGCGACCGCCCGCCGAGAAGCUGCCCCCGAAUCCGCCCGAGCUCACUCGGCAACUGAGCGCGCUGGUGGACAUGGUGGUCAACUACAAGGACAGUUUGGGGCGACAGAUCAGCAAAGGUUUUGUCCAGCUGCCAUCCAGGAAGGAAGCCCCCGAGUACUACGAGCUCAUCCGAAAGCCCGUGGACUUCCGACGGAUCAGAGAGAGAGUGCGAAAUCACAAGUACAGAAAUGUGGGGGACUUGGAGAAAGACAUUUUCCUGCUCUGUCACAACGCUCAGACGUACAACCUGGAAGGAUCUCAGAUCUACGAGGACUCGAUCGUCAUCAAGUCCGUCUUUGAGAGCGCCCGGCUGAGAAUCGCGGCCAACCAGGAGCCCGAGCGGACGCUCGUCGCCGUCGCCCCCGCCGCCGCCCGCAGUGACGACGGCGGGGCCGCCGAACACCCGGAAGGAGCGCUCGAGAACGAGGAGAGGAGUCGCAAUCUGAGGGCCCAAAGCCUGCCGCCUUCGCACCGAGUCCACGAUGUGGAGGAAAACUCCGCCAAGGAUGACGGUUGAACUGUUGUUGCGCCGAGGUCUUGAAGUCGAGGUGUAUGUUCGUCAUUGUUAUUCCCAGGCCAAAAAAAAAAAGAGACUAUUUGAAGGCUUUCCCAUACUUGGAAACUCCCCAUCUUUCAUGUGCGGGCCGAGCAAAAACACGCGACUGAAACUAUGGAAAGAAUUCAGCCGCGAAGACCGCUUCACACGGCAACGUGUCAAGAAGCCGCGCCCAGAAGGACGGCGACUCUCCCAGUUUGCUGUGCAGUCGCCGUUUCAAGGGGUCUUUGGAAGAUCGGAG
Molecule: messenger RNA, 1476 nt
Organism: Hippocampus comes (tiger tail seahorse)
Lineage: Eukaryota; Metazoa; Chordata; Actinopteri; Syngnathiformes; Syngnathidae
Product: probable global transcription activator SNF2L2
Exons: 6
Coding region: 384-1196 (270 amino acids)
Biological process (GO): transcription elongation by RNA polymerase II; chromatin remodeling
Cellular component (GO): RSC-type complex
Molecular function (GO): protein binding; chromatin binding
Source: RefSeq, a predicted model, not a curated record